AUGUCCAGACCUUACAGACUGCUGGUUAAAAAUGCCAAACAGCUAGUUUUGAUCUGCAAAAACUCUGAGAAGUACCUGACCAAAGAUGGGAUGCAAAAUCUCUGCGUGAUUGAAAAUGGGAGCGUUGUAAUAGGAAGUGACGGGCUGAUUAAAGCUGUAGGGCCUGCAGAAACCAUCAGAGCUCAGUAUGCAGAAGCUUUGUUUGACAAAGUGAUCGAUGCUGCAGGAAUGUGCGUCCUGCCAGGCUUGGUUGAUGCUCACACUCAUCCAGUCUGGGCUGGGGACCGAGUGCAUGAAUUUGCAAUGAAGCUGGCAGGUGCCACCUAUAUGGACGUGCACCGAGCAGGUGGAGGCAUCCACUUCACGGUGGAGCACACUCGAGCCGCCCCCGCCUCGGACCUCCUGGCGACCCUCCGCAGCAGGUUGGUGCGGAUGCAGCGAGCGGGCACCACCCUGGUGGAGUGUAAGAGCGGUUACGGCCUGGAGUUGCAGACCGAGCUGAAAAUGCUGGAAGUGAUCGAGGAGGCCCGGCGCUCCCUACCUAUAAACAUCUCUGCCACCUAUUGCGGAGCUCACGCAGUGCCCAAAGGGAAAACAGUGGCAGAAGCUACAGAGGACAUUCUGAGAGUUCAGCUGCCUCGGCUGAAGGAAAGGAUGUCUGCUGGGACUCUCAGAGUCGACAACAUCGACGUGUUUUGUGAGCAGGGAGUGUUUGACCUCAGCUCGAGCCGCUCCAUCCUGCAGGCAGGCAAACAAAUGGGCCUCAACAUCAAUUUCCAUGGAGAUGAGCUUCAUCCCAUGAACUCUGCUCAGGUAUCUGCCGAAGCUUAUGUAUACACUGUAAGCUACAGCCUAAAGAUGAAUAUUCACCUCUGAACCACAUCAUAACCUUCAGUUUCUGCUCACCGGAUCAACAGUACUCAUAUUAUUUUAGUUUACACCAACUCCAAAGAAAAAUAUCAGCUAGUUUCCACCUUUCCUCGGGCCAGAGACAUGCUGGACGCUGGAGUGAUCGUGGCCCUCGGCAGCGACUUCAACCCCAACGCCUACUGCUGCUCUAUGCCGAUAGUGAUGCAUCUGGCCUGCGUUAACAUGAGGAUGUCCAUGCCAGAGGCUUUGGCCGCCGCCACCAUCAACGCGGCCUACGCCCUCGGGCGCUCCCACACACAUGGAUCGCUGGAGGUCAACAAGCACGGAGACCUGCUGCUCCUCAACGCCACACGGUGGGAGCACCUGAUUUACCAGCUGGGAGGACAUCAGGAGCUCAUCCGGUAUGUCAUCAUCAAAGGGGACGUCGUCUAUGAUAACAACAAAAUCUUGGACUUGUAACUGUGGAACUAGGUUAACAGAGUGAAGUAAAACUAUAUAAAAAUGUAAA
Pundamilia nyererei is the source of this 1378-nucleotide messenger RNA. It is a transcript of the gene amdhd1, whose product is annotated as amidohydrolase domain containing 1. The record is from RefSeq and is a predicted model, not a curated record. NCBI's taxonomy places the organism in Eukaryota, Metazoa, Chordata, Actinopteri, Cichliformes, Cichlidae. The transcript has 8 exons. Gene Ontology annotation, cellular component: cytoplasm. Gene Ontology annotation, molecular function: imidazolonepropionase activity.